Geodia barretti is the source of this 5562-nucleotide messenger RNA. NCBI's taxonomy places the organism in Eukaryota, Metazoa, Porifera, Demospongiae, Tetractinellida, Geodiidae. The record is from the annotation of a GenBank genome assembly.
AAUUGCUUGUCUCCGCCCCAUGUCUUUUGUCGGGCGUUGUCCCUCUCCUCCAAACUGCCGCCAUCCCGAUCUCUGCAGAGAGCCUCUUGUGUGGCUCAAAUCCUCUGCUCCUUCUCACAGAUACAAACAUCAAUGUCCAGCCUCGGAGCUCAGUGGAGACUCAAACAAAUGGAUGUGAGCAGAAGUAAUGGAAAAGAGUGCUAAGGAAGGGAAACAACAUAAGCCCAUAUCAAGAGUCAUUGGGGAGGGGGAGGAGGAGGCUAGGGGCUCGAGAAGUAGACCAGAUAAGAAGAAACAAGACUCCAAUCAUCCCAAUUCCAGAUCAAAGGGGCCAAUGAUGGUGGGUGGUGGUGGUGGCGGCCAGAGUGGCUCUGGCUACCACAGACAGAGAGACGUACCUCCCCGCUUCCAGGCACACAACAGACCCAGCAACAAACAGCACAAGUACAGCGCCACAAGAACCACUGCCGCGGGUGGCAAGAAGCAGCCUCUCAAGGACUCCCCAACCAACCACUGGCACCAGAGCCCGACCUCCUCCAUGCAGCACCAUCGCCAGACCACCACCCACCACAGACAGCUGGUUGACGAUGGGGGCUGGUCUCGCGGCUCCCCCGCCAAGGGCAGUGGCUGGAACAGCAAGAGACAGACCCACGGCGGGGUCAAAUCCAAUGAUUGGAGGGGCUCCCCCGAAGUGGACAGUGCAGCGAUAUGGCCUGUGGCUGAGCACAGACACCAGGGUAGCGGUGGGAGUGGGGAGGUUGACAGUUGGAACACUUUCUCCCCCGGGCAGUCCAGUCGACAGCACUUGCAUUCGGAGAACUGGAUGAGUGAUGAGGGGGGCUUCAGUGUCGGCGAAAACACCUGUUCCCCCCACAACAACUCUUCUCCCUCUCCCUCCAGCGUCAACUGGCACGUGGGGCCCGACCCUACACCCAACGUACAGCACGAGCUGGAACCAAUCGAGGACGACGAACUGGAGGAGGGAGAGUCGGGGGACGGGGGUGGCAACCGUGACAACUGGACUCCGAGACUACAUCAUCUGGGACCACUCGACCACCAGACUCCUGACCGGGAAGACGGCGGUAGGAAGAAUGAGUCCGGUGACCCUGGAGCCUGUGGCUGGGACAGCCUCAAACCCUCGGGGGCUCCCCACACCAACAGCGACAGAGACCCACUGGAAUCUCCUCAUCUUGCAGCGGCGUCGUCCUCCUCUCCCUCCCCGCCCUCCUCCGAGACCCAGCAGGGGCUCCUCCUCAGAGGGAGGAAAAACGCGAGCCUUUCUCCGUCCAGAGACCUGGAUAAGACCCUGGAGGUCGGACCUGGCAGUACCAGUGGGCCUGACUCCUCCACUCUGGCUUCCUGUGAGCCUCCGAGACAGCCACAGGAUGAGUUGUCCGGUCCCCGCUGCCGCGACCUGGUGACACCGGACGGUAGCAGCGGGAGUGGUGGUGGUCUGGGUAUGAGUGUGUGGAAGUGCCGGCCCAGUGUGGGAGGGAGCACGUCCUCCAUCAACAGUGCCGGCUCCAACUCCAGCUUGAAGAGCGAGGGGAAAAACGGGUACCACAGCAACAAGUCUUCUUCAAACUACAGUCCACGCAAGACUACAAGGUACGACAGCCAGAGCAGCGCAGUAUCCAGCAGCUCGGGGGCCAAACUCCACGUGAGGAAGUUGAAGAAGCCAAUGAGUGGUCUGGACGACGCCCUGGAGUGUCUGCACUCUGAACCCAGUGGGUGGGGAGACCUCCCCAGCCCCAAACCGACUGAUGUCGACAAUGGCACGGAGAUAUGGGGCGUUUCACCCGAUGACAUACACAGGAAGAUCAAACACGCCAACGGGGGAGGAGGGGAGUGGAGUGAUGAGGGACUAAUGGGUGGGGGUUGGCCCGGCGGUGCGGGGGACGCCAGAGGUCACAGGGUCACGACCCCAGGAACACCGGGACCCCAGUGGCUGCCUCCUGGGAGCAAGGAGAGCUGGGGCAAGAAGCUACAGACCAGGCCAGGCAACUUCCCCGAACACAUCUCAAAGCUGAUGGACAUGGGAUUCUCACACCAGAUGGCAGAGAAGUACUUGAAGGCCAAUGGGAAUGACCUGGGUGCCACUGUUGGCGAUUUAAUGUCCCUUGGAGUGGUGGCCGAAGACGGAUCCCUGAUGGGUGCUAACGGUGGGGGCAGACCAAGCAAGAAACAGCCAGGACUGGUCAAAGGUCCUCCCGGCGCAAACCACUAUUUCGGCAGAGGGACCGGCUCGUUUGUGGGUCUUGGGACCCCUCCCGGUGGGGGUGCCCCUGCAAUUACAGGCAUGAAAGACCUCUACCACCAGCAGGUCCUUCAGACGCACCCUACCCUGCACCUACUCCAGAUGCAGCAACACUACAUGGCAUUACCGUCGGCCACUUUGCUCGGGUUCCAGCAGCUCCUCAACAACCAAAUGUCCCAGCUACGGACCUGCAAACAGCAGGUCAUGCAGCAACUACAGACACUCAAGGCCCAGGCAGGUGGAAACUCCGCCCAGCAGCAGCAGGUUGCACAACUCCAGCAACGUCUCAUGAUCAUCAACCAACUGAUGACCCACAUCAGCCAGCAGCAAAAGUACCCCUCCCAGUUGGCUAAAGACAAGAGUGGAGGAGGGAUGCUGGAUGGCAUGGUCAAGUCUGUCACUCCUGGAGCUGUCGGGUCACAGCCUCUGGGGAGACACACACCUCCUUCCAGGAACAAAGACAUGAAGGGGCCGGGUUCGUUCGCCGCUCGCUCCAUCUCCCUCCCCGGUGGUGCUCACGAGCACAGUCUCUCCCUCGGGAUGCAGGGUCUGAGCAUGAACGGCCACGUGACUCCGUCCAGCAUCAGCCAGUCCUCGGCCCGCAGCAUCUCUCGUCUCCAGCAGAUCAUCUCGGGCUCCGCCGAGGACGGCACUGGACACCAGGACAACAAGACCAAGUUCCGUUUCCCUCCUCAGUCCCUGGCGUCCACUCCAGCCGAGAUGUACGCCUCCAUCAGCUCCCCACUGGCCAACAGUGGCACCACCGCCACCACACCGGCCUCCACCCCCUUCUCCCCUGCCCGCUCCUUCACCGACAUACAGGAGUUCCGCCCCGGUGUACCCUGGCAGCCACGCGCCCUACCCACUGAGCCUGCACAGCUCUAUGCCAAGCCCACCACAAACACCGGAGGCCCCGUCUCACGUCCAGAGUUGAGGACCGUUCAGAGCGAACCUGUCUUCCCCCAGUACGUCGGGAACACUAGCCACCCCCCUGUGGGGCAGCAGCGGAGGCCGCCGUCUCUCAACUACCACCCUCGUCCCAGUGCCAGCUACCGUGGUCGCAGCUCGUCCAGCGACCAGCAGUCGGGGUGGCAGCACGCGAUGGCUCCGGGGUCCACCAACACCCCCAGCCCCUACAGACACCCACAAACCCCUGACAGUGCCUUCUCCUCUGGCACUCCAAUUACCCGUAGACAUCAGGGGCCUCCCCCUUCCCACUCUUCCUCUUUCAAUCCAGCCAGUGGCGGUCUCGGGCAGCCUCUCUCGCGUCCGAAUGCCCUCUUUCCCAGUCCGCACUCGUUCUCUCAGGCCCCGGGGCGCCCUCCCUCCACCUCCUCCUCCUCCACCAGCUCCGACAUGAGGUGGGGCUCAUCGUCUCGAGGCAAGUUUCCCAGCAGCAGCAGCAGUAGCGGCGGUAGCAGUAGCAGUGGUAGUGGGCCUCCUCCAGCCUCUCUCACCAGCAGCAGCGGUAUGUGGGACUCCAGUGUUGGACCCAGCAGUGGGAUCCCCUCCUCGUCCUGGAGCAGUCUCGGACUAGACACCGCCUCUUCUUCCCCCAAUAACAACAAUGGGUUCGCCCCGACUCCGGCUUCCGGGACUGAACCGGGUUUCUCCUCUCCUCCUCCUCCUCAUACAUCUUGUUCGUCGUUGGACGGUCUGACGCCGGGACUGAGUGUAACGUGGGACAAGAGAGGGUUGGAGUCCCCUGACCACAAGAGCGCCGUGCUCAGCCCAGAACCAACGUUUGCAGAAUGGAAGAGUGGCAAGAAGGCUCACUUUAAACUACCCUCCAAUCCACCCUCUUCGUGGCUGUGCCUUCACAACAUUAAUUCACAGGUUGAUGAGGCAUCCCUACGAGACGUGUGCAGCGAGUUUGGCCACCUCGAGAUCCUGGCCAUAGUUCCAGACUUCGAGAUGGCUGUCGUCCAGUACUCCACCAAAGAGCAGGCCAUCAUGGCCAAGACUGGGCUGGACAAGAGCCCCGUGGUGUGCGGCGUAACUGUAUCAGUCGACUUCGUCUCUGAGCAGAAAGCCUCGACCUUCAUUACCCAGCAACAGCAACAGCAGCAGCAGCAGGCGGAUGGAGGGUCGCAGUUGCAAGACCAGUGGCUGUCCAAGACGGAGACCAGCCAGCCCGCCAGCAUGGCCAACGGAUCACACUGGGACGGUGGCAUUGGCCUAGUCAGCCCGUUCUCCCAGACCCACACCGCAGCAGCAGCGGUCACCACCAACAGCUCCCAACAUCCCAGGGGUGGCGACCCUGCCAACACUCCAUGGAGCAACAGUGGGUUCCUCCCGGGGCUCACCUCUCCUUGGAGCAGCACGCCGCAGACUGAGUCGGCUCUGUUCCCCUCGACCUCCAGCAGCAAGCAGGAGCCGGCAACCAUGAGCAGCAGCCCGUCUCUCUCCACUUAUCUACCCAAUGGGCUGUUUUGAACUCUCUCUCUCUCUCUCUCUCUUUCUCUUUCUCGUGUUCACCCUCCUUGCGUGUUGUUGUUUUUUUACUCUUGCCACCAAACUCAAACAAUAGUACCAGCCAGUCAGGACUGACAUUUGUGCCCCCACCUCCCCCUCUCUCCCUCCCUCCCUCCCACCCUCUCUCUGUGUGUUGUUGACCUACCAAGUAUCGCAAUACUAUAAUUCGAGUACCACUACAGCCAAAAACUGGAGUAGCUGCCACUCUAAGCUAAGCCCACCGCAGAGUUCAGGCCACCAAACUAUCUUGGACGCCAUCCUACCAGCCACGGAACCAAACUGUAUAUUAAGUUGAUGUACGUGUACGGCCGUUUGGUGUUGCUCCACAGCCAGUUCUCUCCUUCAUUACAUUGGGAUGAAUGUCAUAAGCCUAACCCUAAGUAUUAGUGUCUGUUGUAUCAUAAGUUAUAUAUACCCCCCUUAUAGGUGUGUGUCACUUGCUUGUAAAUAGAACAACUGUAACACUUGCACUGUUUUACCGCUGACUCACCACCCACCCACUCUCUCUUAUGAAAACAUAGUCGAUAUCACCAAGUCAGGUAGUUUUCUCUCUCUUUCUCUGGAGCUAUCAAAGCUAUGUAAGCUGUACCAAAUACACACAACAGCUGCAUAUCUUUUGGUGGUAAAUUUUCAUCACCUCAGCAGGAAAAUUUUGUUUUGUAAUUAUUUUGUUUUUGCCGCAGGUACAUUUGUGAUUCUGUAUUAUUCCACUGUACUGGUUUUGAGAGAUACAUGUAUGAAUGUUAGUAGUGAAGAGGCCUUCAUGUGUGUAUAGAUUGUGCCAUACUUUUAUCCACUGCCGUUUAGUAUCACUGUAACAAUAAUUUAUC